This is a messenger RNA of Magnolia sinica, 1210 nucleotides long. RefSeq names its product NDR1/HIN1-like protein 13. Gene Ontology annotation, cellular component: plasma membrane. The coding region runs from base 113 to 886 and encodes 257 amino acids. Lineage: Eukaryota; Viridiplantae; Streptophyta; Magnoliopsida; Magnoliales; Magnoliaceae. The transcript is spliced from 2 exons. The record is from RefSeq and is a predicted model, not a curated record.
AGAAGAAAGAAAGAAAUAGAAUUCCGACAAAUCGCGAUAUUCCUAUAUUGCAGAUUUUUUUUCGCGGGGGCAAAAAAGGAAAAAAGCGUCGCCUGAAAGUCAGUUUCCGACGAUGUCAGAACGAGUCCACCCAGCCGGAGACAGCCCAUCGACCUCCGGGAACAGAACACAAGCGCCGGAAAAGCCCGUCCCUCCGCCGGGAGCUUACGUUAUCCAAGUCCCCAAGGACCAGAUCUACCGCUACCCCCCGCAGGAGAAAUCGGGACGGCACCAAACCGGCCGGAAACCCCGCCGGAACUGCUGCUGCCGCUGCCUCUGUUGGACAAUCGGCCUCCUCCUCCUCCUCGUCAUCCUCGCCGCCGCCACCGUAGCCAUCUUGUACCUCAUUUUCCGUCCAAAGAUCCCCGAGUACUCCGUCGAGAGCCUCUCAAUCAAAGGCUUCAAUUUCAACUUCUCAUCCGAUCAGACGAGUCUAACAUUUUCCCCGGAAAUCGACGUUAGCGUCAGAGCCGAAAACCCUAACGGAAAAAUCGGCAUUUACUAUGAGAAAGGAAGCUCGGUUUCCGUUUUCUACUCCGACCUUGAGCUGUGUAACGGUGUUUUGCCGGUGUUUUAUCAGGGGACUAAGAACGUAACGGUUUUUCGGACGGCGUUAACGGGGGAGGGGGUCCUUUUGACGGGGGCUCUACAUGGGACGUUAGCGGCGCAGCAGAGGAAAGGGGAGAUUCCGUUGGAGCUGGAUUUGAGGGUUCCCGUUAAGGUGAAGUUCGGGGCCGUUAAGACGUGGACGAUUACCGUUAAGGUGAGGUGUGGAUUAACGGUGAAUAAGCUGGCAGAGGAUUCUAGGAUCAUCUCCAAGACGUGCAAAGUUAAGGUGGAUGUGUGAUUGAGAUCUAACGGCCGUUUGGAAGGAGUGUUGUAGUAGUUUUAUUAUAUAGUUGAGGGCCUGUUCGUGCAGCCCAUUCUCAAUUCUUUUGGUUUGUGAAAAUUUCUUUUUAAAGGGAGUAUAGGGGUGAGAAAAAAUAAGUAAAGGGGAGAGAGAGAGAGAGAGAGAGAGAGAGAGGAUAUGGGUGCAGGUACACAGACAGGUGCGUGCUACAAUAGAUUAUACAUUUUUUUCUCUUACAAUAGUCAUUUGUAACAUUGGCCAUUAGAGGGUAAAUUCAGUAUAAAAAUGUAGUUACUUGGUGAUGGACGGUUUAAAUUUUAA